UGGGACGGGCCCAGCUCUCUUGCUGGCCUGGGAGCUCUGAGGGCAGGGUCUGGGCCUCCUUCUCCCUUGGGCUCCGCACGUGUUGGGCCCCUGUUCUCCAGCCGUGUCGGAAUAGGUCAGCUGGAGCCAGUGACAGAUACAGUCAGGCCAAGAGCAUCUUGCUCCCCAAGGCCCAGCCCAGGCAUGGGAGGGGAUAAAAGUCUCGUGCUGGGGCCUCGGGGCAGGAACUCACACACUUCGAUUAUUGUCCGUCUGUCUGCCUGCAGCUGUGUGACCUUCCGUCUCUACCAUGUCUCACCCCUCCUGCCAGGCCCAGAGGGGCUUCAGUGUUCGCUCGGCCUGCUCUCCUCGCUCUGGGGGCUGUGGCAGAGGCAGCUUCAGUAGCAGGAGCUUCGGUUCUUUUGGGGGGCGCAGGGGGGGCUUUCGUGGGAGGGCCUGGGCAUCAGGGGGAAGGCUAGGGGUGUGGCUUGGGGAGGGCCGCUGUGGGCCUGGGCUUUCCCUGUGCCCUCCGGGGGGCAUCCGGGAAGUGACCAUCGACCACAGUCUGCUGACCCCCUUGAAGAUUGAGAUUGACUCCCAGUUCCAGGCGGUGCGGACUCAGGAGACCCAAGAGAUCAGGACCCUCAACAACCAGUUUGCUUCCUUCAUUGACAAGGUGCGGUUCCUGGAGCAGCAGAACAAGGUCCUGGAGACUAAGUGGCACUUGCUACAGCAGCAGGGGGUAAGCGACAGUCCCCAGGGCCUGGAGUCUUUCUUCGAGGCCUAUGUGGCCCAGCUCAAGAGGUGGCUGGAGCAGCUCCAGAGAGAACAAGGGGCCCUGGAUGCCGAGCUGAAGUUUUGCCAGGACCAGGAGGAGGAGUAUAAGGCCAAGUAUGAGCAGGAGGCCUACAGGCACGCCACACUUGAGAAUGACUUUGUGGUCCUAAAAAAGGAUGCGGAUGGGGUUUUCCUGAGCAAGAUGGAGCUAGAAGGCACACUGGAGUCUCUGCAAGGGUACUUCUGCUUCUUGAAGCAUCUGUAUGAAGAAGAGCUGAACCAGCUCCAGACCCAGGCCAGCGACACGUCCGUGGUGCUGUCCAUGGACAACAACCGCUGCUUGGACUUCAGUGACAUCAUCGCUGAGGUCCGUGCCCGGUACGAGGAGAUUGCCCGGAACAGCAAAGCCGAGGCCGAGAUGCUGUACCAGACCAAGUACCAGGAGCUUCAGGCGUCCGCCCAGCUUCACGGGGAUAGCAUGAAGGAAACCAAAGUCCAGAUUUCUCAGUUGCAGCAGGCGAGUCAGAGGCUGCAAAGUCAGAUUGAGAACCUCAAGAAGCAGAAUGCCGACCUGCAGGCCACCAUCGCUGAUGCUGAGCAGCGUGGGGACCUGGCCCUGAAGGACGCCCAGGCCAAGCUGGAGGAGCUGGAGGCUGCUCUGAGAGCGGCCAAGCAGGACCUGGCCCGGAUGCUGCGGGAGUACCAGGAGCUCAUGGGCAUGAAGCUGGCCCUUGAUGUGGAGAUCGCCACCUACCGCAGGCUGCUGGAGGCCGAGGAGUGCAGGAUGUCUGGGGAAUGCACCAGCCAGGUCACUGUCUCUGUAGGGGGAGGCAGCAGCAUUGUGUCUGGAGGAGCUGGUGGUGACCUGGGGGGCACUUGUGGACUCAGAGGCGGGAAAGGCAGCUUCGGGUCUGGCUGCUCCAGCAUCGUGACCGGAGGCUCCAGCGUCACCCUGGGCUCUGGGCAGGGCCCGGUUUGGGGCCCCUGCUCUGUGUCCGGCUCCGGCUUCAGCUCUGGCUCCAGCUCCGGCGGCCACACCAUCCUGAAGAAGACGGUGGAGUCAAGUCUGAAGACGUCCGUCACAUACUGAGUGACCUGGCAGCCGCUUGCUCCUCUCGCCUUCCAGAACCUUCUCAGCCCAGUUCCCACCUCCACCGCCCUUCCUGGCCAGCUCUGGGUCCCUUGCCCACAACCUGAGCCAGCUCACAGGGGACUCUGCACAAGUCAAUAAAAUCAUGCCUGCCCGCUG
Felis catus (domestic cat) is the source of this 2005-nucleotide messenger RNA. RefSeq names its product keratin 78 (gene KRT78). Gene Ontology annotation, cellular component: keratin filament. The coding region runs from base 290 to 1846 and encodes 518 amino acids. The record is from RefSeq and is a predicted model, not a curated record. Gene Ontology annotation, biological process: intermediate filament organization; keratinization. Gene Ontology annotation, molecular function: structural constituent of skin epidermis. The transcript is spliced from 9 exons. NCBI's taxonomy places the organism in Eukaryota, Metazoa, Chordata, Mammalia, Carnivora, Felidae.